Molecule: messenger RNA, 1002 nt
Organism: Micromonas pusilla CCMP1545
Lineage: Eukaryota; Viridiplantae; Chlorophyta; Mamiellophyceae; Mamiellales; Mamiellaceae
Exons: 1
Coding region: 1-1002 (333 amino acids)
Molecular function (GO): protein binding
Source: RefSeq, a predicted model, not a curated record
AUGCCGCCGCUCGCCGCCUCGCCGCUCCGCCUCCGGCCCUCGCCGACGCGCGCGUCCGUCGCCGCGCGCGGCGUCCGGCCUCGACCCGCGGCGCCGUCGUCGUCGUCGUCGUCGCGUCCGAUACGAAGAGCUUUUUCGACGACGGCGCGCGCGCGCGUCGUCGUCGCGCACUUCCGCUCCACGGGGAUGAUGCCGCCGCCGCCGCGCCCGUUGAACGACGCCGAGAACGGCGCCGACGGCCUCGAGCGGCGCGACGACCACCUCUGCGGCCCGCUGCUUCGCCCGUUCACGGUCCCGAGCGCGCCGUUCCGGCUCGCGCGAAGAGCGCUCCUCACCGCCACCGUCUUCGUCUUGUCUCUCGCGGUCGCCGUGCCUAUCGCCGCGACGGCGACGCCGUUCAUCACCGCGAACGUCGACCUGACGAUCUUCGCGGUUGAGUUCGCGAGGGCGUACCUCGUCGCGGUGCCCGUGCUCGUCGCCGCGCUGCUCGCGGGCUUGGGGAAGAAAGAAAGAGAAGAAGGAGAAGAAGCGACGAAGAAGAAGAAGAAGAAGAAGGCGCUGAGGCAGAUCGGGAAGGGAGGUUCAGGAAGGAAGGGUGGUUUCUCCUUCAGACGAAGACCGCCCCCGGUCAAAAAGAAGUCGUCGCCUUCGACGACGAAUCGUAAUCGUCGCGUCGCGCAGUCGAUGCGCGACGGCCAGCGCGCGUACGAGCUCAACCAAGGCCCCGGACGCAGUGCAUGCGACGCCGUCCCCGUCCGCGAUCUGUACGGGCGAACGAUACUGCAGGCGGCCGUCUUCGACACGGUUCGAGACGUGAAGAAAAAAAUCGCGGAAGAGAUCGGGGUCCCGCCGGGCCGCCAGCGCCUUCUUCUGUUCGCGCCCGGGUCCGCGGAACACCAUCAGCUGAGCAGCGCGAGCGCGACGUGCUUGGACGACCUCGACGCCGCGCUGACGGACUACGACGACGUGUGCGAGUGCGAGCUCGUGGUGUCGAAGCACUGA